ACCACACACAUACCGUACACACGACGAGGAUAGUAAUGGCUUCGGUACUAAUUCGGAACAGCCGAUCAGCGGCUAAACAGUUUAUACGAGCGUCAUCAUGUGCUCAGUAUUCAUCAGGAAACACUCCCAAGAUAACCACACAUUACACAGUCAUCCCAAGGGACACUGAUGAAAGAUGGAAAGAUGUGGAAAUGGAACGCUAUGGUGAUGAGGCUGAUGUAGUGAUAGUAGGAGGUGGACCUGCAGGGUUGUCAGCGGCGAUACGUCUGAAACAGCUCAGUCAAGAGAAAGGAACAGAUCUCAGGGUGUGCGUGGUGGAAAAAUCUGCUGAAAUAGGUGGUCACACAUUGUCUGGUGCUUGCUUGGAACCCCAUGCUUUGAAUGAACUCAUCCCAGACUGGAAGGAUAGAGGAGCACCUCUCAAGACGGAGGUGAAAGAAGAUAGGUUUUCUUUCCUCACAGAGAAAUCUCGCAUUCCAAUACCUGUGCUUCCUGGCCUACCAAUGAACAAUCAUGGUAACUACAUUGUACGUCUUGGUAACUUUGUACGUUGGCUUGGUGAACAAGCAGAGGAACUCGGUGUAGAGAUUUAUCCAGGGUAUCCAGCAAGUGAGCUGUUAUACCAUGAGGAUGGUAGUUUAAAGGGUAUAGCAACUAGUGAUGUAGGUGUGGCCAAAGAUGGCUCUCCAAAGCAAACUUUUGAGAGGGGGAUGGAACUCCAUGCGAAGGUUACAAUAUUUGGAGAAGGGUGCCAUGGACAUCUUGCCAAACAACUCUACACUCAGUUCAAUCUGAGAGAAAACUGUCAGCCACAAACCUAUGCAAUAGGCCUCAAGGAGCUAUGGGAAGUAGAUCCUAGCAAUCACCACCCUGGCAGAGUGGAACACAGUAUUGGUUGGCCAUUGAGCAAAAACACAUACGGUGGCUCCUUCAUCUACCAUCUAGACGAAGGAACACCCCUUGUAGCAGCAGGGUUUGUAAUUGGUCUGGACUACUCCAAUCCUUAUCUCAGUCCAUUCAGGGAGUUCCAGAGGUUUAAGCAUCAUCCAUCAGUCAAAGAUACCUUCCAGGGUGGAAAGAGGAUAGCAUAUGGUGCUAGGGCUCUCAAUGAAGGAGGCUUCCAGUCAAUACCCAAGUUGUCAUUUCCUGGUGGUGUUCUAAUUGGAUGUAGUCCUGGUUUCAUGAAUGUACCAAAGAUCAAGGGUACCCACAAUGCAAUGAAGAGUGGUAUGAUCGCUGCCGAGACUAUCUUUGAUCGUCUUACACAGGAAGAUGCUUCAUCUGAAACAGCAGGCAUCAAUGUGACAGAAUAUGAAGACAGGCUGAAGAGUAGUUGGGUUUGGAAGGAGUUGGUAUCUGUCAGGAAUGUACGUCCAGCUUUCAACAGUCCUCUAGGUCUCUAUGGAGGAGUCAUGUAUACAGGAAUCUUCUACUACCUUCUUAGGGGAAAGGAACCAUGGACACUCAAACACCAUGGCAAGGAUGCCGAUUCCCUGAAGCCUGCUGCUGAGUGCACCCCAAUAGAAUACCCCAAGCCAGAUAAUGAGAUCAGUUUUGAUCUUUUGAGUUCUGUCGCCCUCAGCGGUACGAACCAUGAAGGAGAUCAACCAGCCCAUCUUACACUCAAGGAUGAUAGCAUCCCAGUCAAUAGGAAUCUAGCCAUCUAUGAUGGGCCUGAACAGAGGUUCUGUCCUGCAGGUGUAUAUGAGUAUGUCCCGACAGAGGAUGGUGAUGCGAUGAGACUACAGAUCAACGCUCAGAACUGUGUCCAUUGUAAGACGUGUGACAUCAAGGAUCCUAGUCAGAACAUUAACUGGGUAGUUCCAGAAGCUGGAGGUGGACCGGCAUACAGUGGCAUGUGAUUCCAAUGCAUGUACAUCUAGCAUCACGGGAGCAUUUCAUGAAACACAUAGUCAGUGAUUUCACUGAUAAUUGUUAAAAGCUACUGAAAUCCUUGCUUCUGAUUGGCUCAGAUCAAAUGAGUCAAUGAAAACCAUUGACUAUUCGUUAAUUCAACAAUGUCUGGGGACUUUAAGUGAGAAUUCGAAAGAAAUUGCAGUGGAAAAGGCCUCUUCAUAUCGUGUUUUGUUCAACCCAGGAAAAACAGGAAACAGGUUUACAAAAGCUCUGGGAUUUUGAAGAAGUCUGAAGUGCACAGGUCAAUUGAUUGUGACAUUCACUUGUCAUUGUUUUGUAUUCAAUCAGAUGGAAUACAAGAUGCAAUUAAUUCUGGCUAGGGCAAGUGUUAUAGCUUGCCCUACUUUUAUGCAUUUCACAUAUUGAUCAUUGAAAUCUCAUUAAUAUGAAGGUUGGCAGUUUACUGAAUAAUCAGUUGAUUUGUACAUCAAAGAACUAUCGGGUAAUAUCAUGUUCUUUUUCUCUCAUUAUUCAUUUGACAAUGAGUAGCGUCCAUCUGAAAAUUUGUUGAAAAGUCCAGAGUCCAAUCUUACUGCAUUUCAUUUCAAUAAGUAGUCACAGUUUUUUUCAAAGGUGUAUGAUUGGUUCUAUCCUUGGGGGAAAAUCUUCAAUCCAACCAUCUCUUAUAGUCAUCUAAAUCUUUAUUUUACUAGUUUUAUAUGGAAGUACCAAUUUAAAUGCAAAUCAUUUGGAAUGGAAUAACUUAAGAAGGCACUAGACUGUUUGAUUUUGUAAUUCAGUUAUACACUUUUCAAAAGUUGGAGGAUAUAGGUCCAUGAACUAGUUGACAAAAAAUUGCUUGUUCCAGAGUAUGUUCAGCAAUAACCCUUCUCUUUUCAAUUAUAAAUUUAUGACAAGUUGACAAUUCUAAUGGGAUGAUUUCUGUAGCUGACAUCAGUAUAUUUGUUAUUAAUAGGAUUUAUAGAAUAGAAGGGCCAAGUGGUUUUGUACUAGGGGCAUCAAUUGAGAUCUAUCUGACAUGAGUAUUUACAGAUCUGUCUCACAAAUUUUGUUUCAUGAAGUUGUUCGGAAAUUACGAAUAGGGUGAUUCCAUACGUGUCGUACGGGACAUUUAGAGAACAUUUGACAGUUUUUUGACACGAAAAACAAAAAAUAUUCCAGUAACUAAAGGUGAUCAUCAAGUACUACCAGAGUGUUAGGAAAACCAAGACUUAACAUGACUUGAAUUCACAUCCUGUAUAAUACAGAUUUAAAAUAAAAAUGUGUCGUACGGACGCAGAAAAAGUGGCUUUUUUCGAAACCUCAAGUUUGAACUCUAAAGUCUGUGAGUUGGACAGAUAAUUUUCAUAGAAAAUGAACUCAAAUUGAUAUUUAAUUACCCAAGAACAAACACAUCUAUGAAAGAAAUCAAAAUAAACAUUCAUGAAUGAAUAAAGCAAAUUACAAUUUUCAAGAACAUUGUGGCGUACGGGACACUCAAAAUGUGUCGUACGGGACACUUGUGUGUUGAACAGGCACUUGCGUGUUGUACUGGACAGCCUGUAUAAAACAAUGAACUUUUUAUCGAUCAGAAGGGGAGCAUUGCCCCUAAAUUCUUCCUUUUUAAUGAAAAGCCUUUUAAUAAGUAGUCAUUCAGGACAAUAUAAUUAAGUAACCUCAAUAUAUACAAUCGGGAGCAAUAUAUUAUCUUUUUUUUCACGAUGGGAAAUGUACAAUGGUUCACAGCAUUUUUACGAGCUGAAAAACUUGAGGCUUGGUGAGAAGUUAUGUAUUAGUGAAUUAAUUGAUGAUUUCCAAUACACUAUUUAAACAAUGAAUGAAUGAAACUGUUUGUGUAAAUUAUGGGGCUAAAAUGUUAUGAUUUUUCAUAUAGAAUGUAUAUAUACAUGAUAUAUGUCACAACUGUCACUUGAAAUUCCACAAAAUGUUUUUUUUUUUCUAAAAUAAUGCGAUUCUACUUUUUCAAACCUUUCUGCAUUUCAUGAAACUAUAUGGUUUGUCUUUUUUUCCAGACUUUUUAUUCAACUUGAAAAAAGUAAGGAGUUUCAAUACUGUAUAUAAAAAAAUUAUUGAUCAUCAUGGGAAGUCCAAAUAGAUGAUUGAUAGGUAAAUAUUUUUUUUUACAUCUUAUAAUAAUUUCACAUUAGCAUGCAAGAGGAGGUCAUCUUCAAGGCUAGGGUGAAUCAAUUGUAAAGGUUUUCUGUUCAUGCUCAAUGACAAAGAAAUUAACCUGCUCUGACCAGUGAAAAUCACCAGUUUAGCUGAAGGGAUUCACAAAAGAAUACGCCUACAUGAAGUCAAUUAAAAUGGUUAGAAUCACCUAUUUCAUGUUCUAUGGAGAUAAAAAGGAUACUUUUCAGUUUACUUUAUGUCAAAUCAAUUACUUAAAUUAAAAUAGGCCUAAUAUUUAUUGUUUCUGAAUCCAAAUACUGCAAUUAAAUGCAGUAUAUAUUGUGUGUCGUACGGGACAACUUUUAAUAGGACAAUUAUUGAAAAAUGAAGGGCAGUAAUUAGAUCCUUAUGGGAUAAAUCAAUCACCCAUGGGUCAAAGAAAGAGAAACUGAUAUUGUGAAAUUGCAUCAUCAAAAAAAAAAAUUGUAAGAAAAACUUUUGCAUUUUCAUGUGUCGUACGGGACAUUGUCAAAAAUAGGUUCGGAAAAAUCAGGGCUGCCCCUAUUAUGAAUCAUGAAAAUUGGUGUAGAUAUUAUUUGGAACCAUCAAUAAUACAUUAUUCCAUUGACCCGCAUUAUUUUCAAUCUUCUCGUGCUUUGCCAGUAUUGAGUAAUCGUUUCAGGGGGCAGUGUUUGUACUAGACUAUUUAUUUAGCAAAAUUAUUGAAAAUUGAAAAUUCCAUUGUUUCCCCCCCAAAAAAAACUAUAUCUGACUUCACUUUUGGUUAAAACUCAUAAUUUUCCUAAAAUUCAGGUAUCAUAGUAAAAUAUUACACUACUUAUGAAUUAUUGAAAGCAUGUUGAAAUUUAUGAUAUUUUUGAAGUUCUAGUGUGGAAUCACCCAAUAGCUUUAUGCAGGACUCUUGACCCUUUCUACUGCUGUAUGAGAUAUCCAUAUGUAGCAGGCUUAGCACCUCUAAGAACAUGUUCCAGCUGUACGUUAAGUCAUGCAUGAAUUUGUGUGUUACUUACAAACAGCUUUAUGAAACACCCACUUGUUAUAUGAGAAUAUAAGUAGUUUACACUGCAUAGCAAGUUUCUUUCUCAAAUGAUAAAAUUUAUUCUUUUGACAUACAUGUACAUGUAACACUCGUACUUGAAAUCCUUAGACCUUUAGUAAUGUAUUUCAUAUUAAGUGCAUGAAAUUUGAAUACCGGUAAGUAAUCCUAAACUUGUGUAUUGUGACAGGAAUUAGGGAGGACUUGUGUAUCAUCAUGAAGAACAUGGGCACCGUUGUAAUGUAUUCUUGCAAAACGCACAAUUUGUUUAAUGUAUUUUGAAGCCGUUAUGGAGUUAAUGUCUUUAUGACUUUUAAUGUAAUAGUGAUUGCAUGAAUGUUAUUCAUGGACCAUUGUAUAUAAAUUCAAAGAAGUUAUAUGUUUUGUGCACUUAUGAUUCAAUGAGAAAUCAAAUAUAUAAUGUAUAGCUGUAUCAUACUAAAAUGAUUGUUUGAAGGCAAUAAAGCUGUUUCACCUGAUUAAA
Messenger RNA from Lytechinus pictus (painted urchin), 5531 nucleotides. RefSeq names its product electron transfer flavoprotein-ubiquinone oxidoreductase, mitochondrial-like. NCBI's taxonomy places the organism in Eukaryota, Metazoa, Echinodermata, Echinoidea, Temnopleuroida, Toxopneustidae. The transcript has 13 exons. Gene Ontology annotation, cellular component: mitochondrial inner membrane. Gene Ontology annotation, biological process: electron transport chain. Gene Ontology annotation, molecular function: electron-transferring-flavoprotein dehydrogenase activity; iron-sulfur cluster binding. The record is from RefSeq and is a predicted model, not a curated record. The coding region runs from base 36 to 1862 and encodes 608 amino acids.